AUGGACUUCUCAGGUUCUUUGCCUCCACCCUCCGCAUUCACCUUCCCCAUCACCCCAAAUGUCUCUAUACCUUCCCCGACUCCCUCCCUCUCUCCAUCACCCAGCCUGGCAUCCACCGCUCUCUUCUGCUCCCUCCUCUCCCUUCUCUCCUUGAUGGGCAUCACAGGAAACCUGUACACGUUAGGCCUCCUUCUGAGGCGCAAGAGGAGCAAGAGAAGACGCGCAGCAGGGCCAUCCUGCUGCCUGAUGAGAGUACCUAUACCCUUCUGCCUCUCCAACGCCUCCUCCCCCUCCACCUCCCCCAUCUCGUCUUCUUCUUCCUCCUCCUCCUCUCUUCACCUCCAGGUGCUGAGCCUCGCACUUGCCGACCUGCUCUACCUUUUCACCGCCCCCUUCAUCGUGUACGACAGCCUGGCGUCAGGCUGGGCCUUUGGUGAGCCGGGCUGCCGCCUCCUCCUGAGCCUGGACCUCCUCACCAUGCACGCCUCCAUCUUUACUCUCACCGCCAUGAGUCUGGACCGCUACCGGGCUGUGGCUCACCCCUUGCACACCUCCUCCUCAAACUCCUCCGGCCUGCUGCGUGUGGGCCUGGCCUGGGGGCUGGCUGUGGCUCUGAGUCUGCCCAUGAUUAUCACCCUGCACCUGGAGGAUGGGGAGAACCAGGAGGGCCAGCUGUGUGUGCCGGCGUGGGACGAGCAGAGCUCCAAAGCCUAUCUGAGUGUGCUGUUCUGCACCAGCAUCCUCGGUCCUGGGCUGGCCAUCGGAGCCCUCUAUGCCACCCUGGGCCGGCUGUACUGGGUGUCUCAGACCAAGCCGGCCUGGGCUACUGCGAGCAGCACUGCUUGUCCUCCCCGUGCUCCCAAACCCAAAGUCCUGCUCCUCAUCCUGGGUAUCGUUCUGGCCUUUUGGGCCUGUUUUCUCCCUUUCUGGAUCUGGCAGCUGCUGCCGCUGUACAAGCCCGACAUGCUGCGGACGGUCCCGGUGGGGACGCAGGUGACAGUGAAUCGCAUCCUGACGGGGCUGACCUAUGGAAACUCUUGUGUGAAUCCGUUCUUCUACACACUAUUGACAGGAAAGCGAAGACGCAACAGGCAGACGCUGACAUCAGCAAAUCAGCUCUGCCGCAAGAGCAGUCCACUGCAGUAG
This is a messenger RNA of Pleuronectes platessa (European plaice), 1146 nucleotides long. It is a transcript of the gene uts2r3, whose product is annotated as urotensin-2 receptor 3. The transcript has a single exon. Gene Ontology annotation, molecular function: urotensin II receptor activity. Bases 1 to 1146 code for a protein of 381 amino acids. Lineage: Eukaryota; Metazoa; Chordata; Actinopteri; Pleuronectiformes; Pleuronectidae. Gene Ontology annotation, cellular component: membrane. The record is from RefSeq and is a predicted model, not a curated record. Gene Ontology annotation, biological process: neuropeptide signaling pathway.